Molecule: messenger RNA, 6009 nt
Organism: Xiphophorus maculatus (southern platyfish)
Lineage: Eukaryota; Metazoa; Chordata; Actinopteri; Cyprinodontiformes; Poeciliidae
Gene: cep295
Product: centrosomal protein 295
Exons: 29
Coding region: 250-5967 (1905 amino acids)
Biological process (GO): regulation of centriole replication
Cellular component (GO): cytosol; centrosome; centriole
Source: RefSeq, a predicted model, not a curated record
ACGUCUGGAACACAAACGGUCGGUUUUGUUCAACGGGUUAGAGUUCUCCAAAAAUUGAGCAUUUAGCUGUUUUUUCCUUUUAUUUAUGACAUAACUAAGGUUUUAUUUCACGCUUUAACCGUCGGACUAGGUUACAAUGGUUGCUGCGGCUCGAAAGGAACGGAUUUUGGACUCUGAGAGAAGUCAUGUUAGCCUAAUUAGCAUUCAAACUCGCUUUUGUGAAAGUGCCCGGUAGCAUUUUUGAGGAAAAUGAAGAGAAAAAUGUCGAAAUUAAGAUUGAGUCCCAACGAAGAGGCUCGUAUAAUACGUGAGGAGCUUGACAGGCGGAGGAAACUACGGAUCCAGCAGGUGCGGGAGCAGCAGCGGCAGAUUGCGCUGCAGAUCCGGCGGGAGGUGGAGCAGCGCCGGCAACAGGAGCUGCGGCAGCUGGAGGAGCAGCUGAGGGAGGACUGGGAGAGGCGUCAGAGGGAGAAGCUACACACGCUGCAGAGUUUGUAUCUGGAGAGCCUGCAGCUCAUCGGUCAGAGCCACAGAAGCGCCAAGGAAACCGAAGUUGAGCUGGCAGCUGCAGCUCAGAGAGAGGAGGAGCAUCAUGCUAAAGCAGAGGAGCGUUACUGUGAAGCUUUGAAGGAACUCAAGAUCCAAAAAACUAAAGAGCAGGAGAGACAGAAACGAUCCAUCAAUGCGAGGAAGAAAGCGCUGCAGACGGAGAAGGAACGAUCAGCUAAAGUGGCCAGACUCCCGCCGCCUCCGCCUGAUCCCAUCCAGGACAUCGAUCCCAGGAAGUCCCACAUGGUGAAGAGAUCGAAUCUGAACGCCUUCGCUACCACUCGCUAUCACAUGCCAGAGAGCGCCGUGGCGAAGGAGCCGGAGGCGCUGCAGUCUGAUGCCAGACUGGAAGCUGACCUGGAGUCCAGGAGGCUGCAGGAGCUCCAGAGGGAGGAGGACAGGAGGAGAGAGGAGCAGCUGGAGAAGGCCCGGGUCAGAGGGAGGCAGGCCCUGAGGAGGGAGCAGCUGGAGCAGGACCGGGAGCGCCUCCUGGUGGAGCUGCAGCACCUGCAGCAGACCGACCUGCUGCGGCGGAGGCAGCAGGUGUCCCGGAUGCCACCACAGAUCUUCCAGCCUCUCUACCAGAGGCAGGAGGCCAGGGAGGAACUCCAGAGGGAACUGGAGUUUGCCUUCGAGGACAUGUACACCGGAGAGAGACGGGUAAAAGGUGACCUGGUGGUCCAGCUGGUACCGGAGCCUCUCCCAACCUCAUCCAGCACCGAUCUGGAUCUGGACCCGGAUCAGGACCUGGAUGUCACUGUGGAUGAAAACGCCGAACCCGAAGCAGAAAAUAUUCAGAAUGACUUUGGGGAUGAAGUUGAAGGCAGAGAGCAGGAAGCAGCAGAUGGCGCAACUCCUCCCAGACAGGCGCUCCGGAAACUCCUGGAUCGGAUCCGGAGCCAAAGAACCGACUGGAUCAACGGCAGCAGCCAGGUUCCUGCAGCGGAUUCUCCGUCCGUCGACACAGAGCUGAUCCCAGAGCGAGACAUGAGCAUCGAAACCGGAUCUCUGACCCCCGAGGCGCUCAGUGAACCCGGCGUGCCUGCACCGACUGUGGAACCAGCAGAACCGCCACCAGCAGCAGAACGUUCACUUCCUGCCAAUUUUCUGAGCAGAAUCCAGGAAGCCGAAGAAGAACGGAAGAAGCGGGAAGCAGAGCUGGAGGUGGAGAAGCAGCAGCAGCUUGCUCUCCUCCAGGAACUGGAGGAGCAAAAAGCGGAGCUGGAGCAGAUGCUGCAGGAGGCUCAGAGGGAGAGGGAGCAGCUGAGAGCUGCUGCCCAGCAGGAGGCGCUGCUCCUCCAACCACAGGUUCCUGUCCAGGACCGCUCCCCGAUCAGCUUAACCUCUGAGGAAGAAGCUGUGGCUCCUGCAGAGGAAGGCGUGUCCACCAGGAGGCUCAGACAGUACCAGCAGCGCCUGCUGGAGCAGAACAGGAUUCACCAGAGAUCCGUGGAAGUGGCCCGGCAGCGGCUGGAGGAAUACCAGCGAGCUCUCCGGAUCCGCCACAACCUGACCGCCACCGCCUUGUUGAGGCCUCCCGUUCAUCCUGCGUUCCUCGCUCCCCCGUCUGAAAGUCACCCAGCGACACCCUCGGUGCCUUCAGGCGUGUCACUUCCUGCUUUCAGCAGCAGCGCCGGCUCCAGCGUACCGUCCAUUACGAACCGGUUCAACUCACUGAGACCAGACGCUGCUUCGCUCGCCGACAGCCAGAGGAUAAUGGAGCGAGUAGCGAAGCUCCUGCCGGACAGACCAAGAGCUUCGCCGGUCGCUGCAGGGCCGUACGAACCCGACGCCGCACACGGAUCAGCCAGCUCCUCGGCCACCUUUGACCCGAUGACCCUGACCUCCAGAGAGGCGGACCGCAGGAGACGGGUCUGCCUGCAGGAGGCCCAGAGACGGGUGGUGGAGCAGAGGGCGGCGCUGAUGCUACAGAAGGAGCAGCAAGAGGAGGAGAGGCUCAGAGCGGAGGAGGAGCUGCAGCACAUGAGGAGGCAGAAGGAGGCGCUGCAGGCUCUGAUCGACGCCGAUAGACGAAGCGGUUCCGAUUCUCCCAGUGAAGCUUCGGACCCACAGGAGGCCGAGCGGAAACGGCUGCAGCUGCUGGCAACUCUGCUGAGAGCCAUCGAAGAGUCGAAUGGAGGAAGUCUGUCCCACUUAGAGGAGCCGGAGGACGGAGACGACUCCCUUCAGCCCGAUCUUAGAGGAAGAGCUCCUCUGGUUCCGAGCGUCGUUCCUCCAGAACCUUCUGGACUCCUCCAUCCUCCACGGAAUCAGAAGCCUCCAGUGACGCGGGUCAAACUGGGUUUCAAGUGGAUGAUUCCUCAACAACAUGAGCUCAGCGCCAUCCAAGAGGUGGAGACUCCGGUCAACAUGAGUCGGGUUACAGGCUGUAGACCCAAUUCUGCUGAACUGCGGCUUGUCUUUUCUGGUCCAGAAGACGACGAUCCUUCACACCCGCAGGAAGGUUCAGGAUUUUUCUCCACAGCUGACAGGACUGCGCUGUCUGUGUCUGUCUCCAGCUGUAGACCCGAUUCUGCUGGGAGACGGGUCGCCUUUUUAGGCCCAGAAGAUGACAUUCCUUCAAUCCCAGCAGACUACAACCUGCGGUGUCGUUCUGCCAAGAGACGGGUCGUCUUUUCAGACACUGAAGGCGACAUGCGUGCCCGCUCAGCAGACGGUAACCUGCAGGAUUCAGUACAUGACACAAGACAGUCUGGGUCUGUCUCCAGCUGUAGAAAAGACUCUGCUGGGAGACGGGUUGUCUUUUCAGGUCCAGAAGACGAUGUCCCUUCACGCCUAUCAGACGUUAACCUGCAGGAUUCUUCUGCCAAGACACGGGUCGUUUCUUCAGGCCCAGAAAAUGACUUUCCUUUAUGGCCUGCAGACUCCAGUCUGCAGGGUGAUUCUGUAUCUUUAUCCACGUCUGACAGGACUGCGCAGUCUCUGUCUGUGUCCAGCUUUAGAGCGGAUUCUGCUGGGAGACGGGUCGUCUUUUCAGGUCCAGAAGAUGCCGUUCCUUCACUCCCAGCAGAAGUUAACCUGCAGGAUGGUUCUGUUGAGAGCCGGGUCGGGUCGGAGACCUCCUGCCGUCUUCCCUGGAGGGAGCGACUGCUGUCUGGAGCAGCAACGACUCCAGAGUCGUCUGAUUCCGAUUCAGCCAUGAAAGCGACGUCACCGCCUUGUUCUGAUUCUGGAAGAGGAGCCGACUCGCCCGGUCCUGCAGCUCUGAGCUCCAGAUUCCCCUCAGAGGCUCUCUGCAGGUUCGCCGGUUCCGACUGCCUCUCCUCCACCACCAUCUCCAGCGGCAGCUACGUCUCCACCGACCCGGAACAAAAUGUCGCAGACGACCCUCGGCUCUUCAACCCAACUGGACCGGGUUCUGGUGGCGUUUCCUGUGCAGGUUUUCGGGACUCGUCCGUCCCCGCCGGUCUGCCUGUAGACUCGGUGUUUAACGACAGCGUCAUCCAGCGCAUCAUCGAUAAAUACACCAGAGAGCUCGACGUCUCGCUCAGCGCCGCAGGAACAACUACAGACAGCGACGCUCUGGAGGAGUCCGGCUCUUCGCUCUCUCAGCCAUCCAGGACGGAGGAUGAGACCUCGGCUCGUCGUCGGGACGUCCGGCGCCACCCGACGGCCGGUCAGGACCCCAACCCGGAGCAGACGACCCCAGGUCAUCCCGCCCUGGAGCGUUUCUGUCCCGUCGACCCGGACCAGAACCCGUCCUGCUUGGCUCCAGAGAGGCUUUCGGUUUUGGAGCGGUUGGUCGGCCAGCCAUCGGCUCACUCCUCCAUGAUCGGUGCCAGGCCCGGUCCGCCGGAUCGGAGCGGCUGGGACUCCACUCUGAGCCGGAUGAUCGGCCGCCUGUCCCAACAGUCCGACUCUCCGGGUCCGGGUUUCUGCGCUGGUCAUGACACGUCGGAACGGUCCUGGUCGGAUGAGCUACCGGAGGAGAUCCGGAUGAGGGUUCUGGUUGGAGAGCUGCAGGUCUCUGCCGAUCAGCACAGUGAAAGCUCCGGUGAACGAAGUUCUGCAGCUGAGUCCAGAGAACCAUCAGGACUGCAGCGUUGCCUGGCUGGGAGUCCGCCCGCCUCGAACCCGGUGCUGCAGAACCGAGCCGGCCUGGAGGACCUGGACCCGCACGGCGCCGACGAUUCGUUUCACCUGCUGCAACCAGAAAUCACCCACAACGAAACCGCUGAGCCCUCUGUGACCUUUCAGCUUCCUGACCUCAACACCUCUGACGAUCCAUCGCUGGAGCAGCUGAGAGUGGAGGAGCCGCACGGCCGCAGAGAAGUUCAGGAGUCCUUCUCCCGGCUCGUCAUCUCCGAGUGCGUCCAGCAGGACUCUGUCCUGAUGUCGUCCCCUGCCCUGAGGACGCUGCCACACGUGUCCCGCGCCCCGGGGACGCCGCCACACGUGUCUCCCGCCCCAAGGACGCCACCCUGCGUGUCUCCCGCCCCGGGGACGCCGCCCCGCGUCUCCCCCGCCCCGGGGACGCCGCCCCGCGUCUCCCCCGCCCCUAGGACGCCGCCCUGUGGGUUCAGGGAAGCGUCCGCUCUCGGCUCGUCGGAGACAAAAUCCUCCAGAGUUUCCGUCCCAGUCUGUGAACGUCAGGAGGUUUUCUCCACCUCAGAAAUCACACCGGAGUCAGACGAGGAGAGGGGCAUCCUGGAGCAGUCUCAGAUCACGUUGGUGAGUCUGACGGACACGACGCUCCAGGACGCGGUCGCCACGGACGACGAGGGACUGCAGGACGGCGACGGUGCAGACAGCAUCACAGAUGGACAGGAAACCAUGGAAACGGAGCCAACAGAGGGGGCUGAAUCCACGUUGGCUCAUCAGACGCCAUCAGCGUCCCUCCUGGUGUCCCUCUGGAGUCCCGGCAGGAACCUUCAGGACGUCUUCCAGCAGCGGCGCCGGGUUCUCAUGCAGCGGUCUGACCGCCGCGUUCAGGAGAUCAAAGCCAAGCGGGCUGCCGCCAGGAAUGGACCUGGUCGGGUUCUGGUCGAAGGACGGGACCCGGGUAGAGCCGCGGUCCAGACCGUCCCCAGGAAGGAGACGGCAGAGGACAGGAAGAGAGCGGAGAGGAAGCUCCGCCCACCUCCACCAGGUCGCCGCUCCAGUCCUCAGAUCGGAACCGACGUUCGGAUCAGCGAUCCGGAUCAGAGGAAGCGGAACCUGUCAGAGAUGCACCAGCGGACCCAGAGGCUGUACGAGCAGCUGGAGGAGGUGAAGCAGCAGCGAGCGGCCCGCAGCCGGCAGGAGGACUGGGCCAGGAACCGGCUGAGGGCCAAGGAGUUCCACAGGGUAGGAGCGUUUCCGCCUCCGGGUUCUUGCAGCAGAACCGCAGCUCACUCUGAUUUCCCUUCACAGAAAACGCUGCAGAAGCUCCGAGCCAAGCAGACGCCAACGUUUUAAUUUAUCACCUUUAUUUAAUAAAAACUCAGAUUGUUUUAAAGA